Prorocentrum cordatum is the source of this 582-nucleotide messenger RNA. NCBI's taxonomy places the organism in Eukaryota, Dinophyceae, Prorocentrales, Prorocentraceae. The record is from the annotation of a GenBank genome assembly.
CGAGCGCAAACGCAGUGAAAACAACGCCGAUGCGGCCUCGGCGGACGCGCGUCUAUGCGGCCUCGACGGCCCCGCGCCACGUCGGCGCGGCCUCUCGACAGCCUCCGAGUCAGUGGCCGCUCGACGCGCCCGCCGUCUAGAAGCCAUGGCAGCCCGCACCAGUGCCCGCGGCGAGCAGAGGGGGGGGAGACAAGGGACCAGGAAGAGAGAGCGGGAGGAGGCCGAGGACGAGGGCGGGGACGAGGAGGGACCGAGCAGACGGCCCAACCUCCCUGCCGGCCCCUGCGGUGCGCGCCGCGCCGCGCCCGGGCUGGGCACCUGGGCCUCAGCUCUGCGAGCAGCCCUCUUCGGAAUUGCCGCGUCCUCGUCGGCGGCGGCGCCGCCAGCGCUGGGCAGCACGGAGGGCAGCUGCGACGGGGCUGGCUGGGCCGCCAGCGGCGGCGCCGAGACGUGCAGCGACUGCUGGCCUUCGGGACGGCGGUGGCCUUCGCGGCCGGCUUUGCCGCCGGCUUGGCGGCGGGCUUGGAGACGGCCUUCGGCCACGCGCCCUGCUUGGCGGCCGCGGCCGCCUUGCGCGCGGCC